This is a messenger RNA of Triplophysa rosa, 1576 nucleotides long. RefSeq names its product TLC domain containing 5b (gene tlcd5b). Gene Ontology annotation, cellular component: membrane. Lineage: Eukaryota; Metazoa; Chordata; Actinopteri; Cypriniformes; Nemacheilidae. The transcript is spliced from 3 exons. Bases 258 to 986 code for a protein of 242 amino acids. The record is from RefSeq and is a predicted model, not a curated record.
UAGAUUGUGAUUGGGUCUUCUGUAUCAGGCCACUUUCUGACAGACGGUCACCAAAACACUUUUGAAAGGGGAACAGAAUUUUUGCAGAUUUUGCAGACGAGUGAUGAGUAUGUCUUGAGAUGUCCUUUGCGAUCGGAUGUCUAAACACAAGGCUGCAAUGCCAACGGAAAGGGAAGUGCGGUGAUGGGACUAUUUUCAAGUAUGCAAGGUUGUUCGGAUUCAAUCUUUGGAUUGUUGAGUAAUAUAUAAGUGCAAAGAUGCCCUUGUUCAUUGUGGAGACUAGCUGCAGCCUGAUUGGCUGGCUCUUUGUGUAUGUGUUGUUGUGUAUCUUGAAUACAGAGAGAGAUAAUGAGUGGAACUGUAGAUUGGUAACUCUGCUGCAUGGCAUACUGAUAGUUUGUCUGACCGCCUAUAUUGCGUUCAUUGCUGGGCCAUGGCCUUUUACGCACCCAGGCACAGAAAACACAUCUCUCCAGAUACUGGCUCUAGUCCUCAGUCUGGGAUACUUUCUCUUUGACAUGGCUUGGUGCAUGUUCUUUCGCACAGAAGGUCUUGUGAUGCUGGCCCACCACAUCAUCAGCAUCCUUGGAAUAUUGCUGGCUCUGGGACUGGGCGAGUCAGGCAUUGAGACCUGUGGCGUGCUCUUAGGCAGCGAGAUCACCAACCCGCUCCUACAGGCACGCUGGUUCCUCAAGCGCAUGGGUCGCUAUGACAGUUUAGCUGGAGAUGUGGUGGACCUGCUUUUUAUUGCUCUGUUUGCAUCGGUGAGGAUUGGUGUUGGGGGCAGAAUGCUGUACUGUGAGUUAACUUCUCCAAAACCAUCAAUGAUCAUGAAAGUAGGCGGGGUGGCUUUUUACAUGCUCUCCUGGAUCUUCAUGAUAGACAUUGCACGGUUUGCCUGUCGGAAAACACGGACCAAGUACAGUCGAUGGAAAGAGAGGAGCAAACUGGAUGAUGCUAAUGGACAUGCUAUUAAAGUCAAAUAGGAGAAAAAUAUGUGACUGCUGAUAAAGUGCUAAAGUCUUAAAAAUGUUUUUAAGUCUUAAAAACCAAAAAAUGGUUUUUAAGAUUUUUAUUUCUAUCUUUUGGUCUAGUGUGCCAAUGUAAAUAUCAAAUUAGGUUCCAAACAUAUUUUGACAAUAAUAAUAAAGUGUGUUUUUGUCAGUCAAUCUAGGAUAACAUGACCUUGUCUUAUACAGUAUGUGACCUGCUGUUCUGUGAUACACCCCCACGCUCCCAUCCCAAAUGGCAAUUCAGGGGUUUUCCUGCACAAAAGAAAUUCAGCACCAUCCUCUUUGUCUUUUAGAUAUUCAUAUGCAGGUGAGAUUUUUAGUCGCACAAAAAGACCACCAACUUCCUGCAUGAUUCAUUUCCUUAAACGUUAAAGCCGCUGAGUCAUGUUUAGUGAAUUUUAAUAUACAAAUACAAAUCUUAGCUUAAUCUUUUCUGUAAAAACACAUUAGGUCUUAACAACAUAUCUAUAUUUAUUUGUAUAGUUAUCCAAACAUUGUGCCUAUCACUAAGUGGCAUUUGGCUGGCUUGAUUAUUAAAUAUUCACCACAAAUAUUCACAUAAA